Guillardia theta CCMP2712 is the source of this 561-nucleotide messenger RNA. RefSeq lists its product as hypothetical. The transcript is spliced from 2 exons. Lineage: Eukaryota; Cryptophyceae; Pyrenomonadales; Geminigeraceae. The coding region runs from base 1 to 561 and encodes 186 amino acids. The record is from RefSeq and is a predicted model, not a curated record.
AUGGAGUUUGGCUUGCGCACCAUCGCGCUGAUUCUCUCUAAAGCCUCCUUGCUCGUUUUGGCUUUUGUGUUUGGGCAGAUUGGCUUCGGGCACCUGUUCAAGGAGGACGGAAGUAAGUACCUGAAGAGAGAGCAUACCGUUGCAAAUCUCAGUACGAUGGGGUUCACCUUCAAGCCCAGAUGGGAGGAUUCGAAGGAGAGGCAACUUCUCCUGCGCCAUUUUUGUGCUAUCCUUGGUGCUUCCCACAUCGCGAGGGCCUCUGCAUGCGUGCUGUCAGCGUUCGUCGGAGGAAGCGCUGUCACCUGCUGCCUUUUGGCAGAGAUCAUCUUCCUCAUCAACACGCUGUAUGCGUUCGAAACGUUUCCUGCCGGCACAGGAGCCAAGGGGUCGCCCAAGAGAGGUCUGGAUAUGAUGACCGUGCUACCACCAUGUCUCACCUCUGGAUGCUCAGGUCCCGGGAGUCUCAUGCAGACGAUGCUGGUGAUAGCGACAGCAGGCAUGGUUUGCAACCUCGUGUCUCUUUCUUGGAGGAGAACCUUGAAAGGAGCCAAGGAAAGCUAG